CGGGGAUACAAUAUAAAACUUGCCAACACACUGCGGGGUCAAUCAGGCAACAAUUUAAUGAUUGAAGUUAUAAAUGCAUCCUUGAAUCUGUACGAUCUAAAACUCAACCUACAUCCAAACAUCAAAACCACCAUAUCAUCAUGUCUUCCAUCUGCGUCGGCGCCGUCCAGGCCGAACCAAUCUACCUCAACCUCCGCCGCGCGGUAAACAAAACCAUUGAUUUAAUCAAAGAAGCCUCAGAAAAGGGUGUUGAGGUUCUUGCCUUCCCUGAAGUAUGGGUUGGUGGUUAUCCGUGGCCGAUCUGGUCGCAAAGCCCGUUCGAGUCGUCCGAGUUUGCUGCCAAGUACAUUGCCGAGUCUUUGCCAAGGGAGUCGGUGGAGAUGAGGCGGAUUCAGAGGGCUUGUAAGGAGUUUUCGGUUUUCGUGGUGUUGGGGUAUAGUGAGAGGGAUGGGGGGAGUAUUUACAUGGCGCAGGCGUUCAUUAAUGCCGAGGGUGAAAUUGUGCAUAACCGUCGCAAAAUCAAGCCCACGCAUGUAGAGCGAGCGCUCUGGGGUGAAGGCCAGGCGGAUUCGCUGCAGUGCGUCGUUGAUUCUCCCGUCGGCAAGAUUGGAGCAUUGAACUGCUGGGAAAAUAUGCUGCCGCUCCUUCGGUAUUAUGAGUAUAGCCAGGGUGUGCAGAUCCAUGUUGCCGGGUGGCCGGCGUUCCCCGAGACACCGGAAGACGUGGAAUUCCCAUGGUCGUACAGUUCCACAGCCGAAGCAAAUUAUCGAGUCAGUCAGAUGGUGGCGAUGGAGGGGCAGACGUUUGUGUUGUGUUCAACGCAGAUUGUCAAAGAGGACUCGCAUGAGUUGUUGGGCUUGCAGGACAAGGGGUUCAUCAGUGGUAGCGGAGGUGGCUUUGCCAUGAUCUUCGGACCUAAUGGCCAGCCGCUGGCAGAGCGUGUGCCUGCGGACGAAGAAGGAAUUUUGACGGCAACUAUUGAUUUAUCGGCUAUUCAUCUGGCAAAGCACAUGAUUGAUACUGUGGGGCAUUAUUCGAGACCAGACCUGCUGGGUUUGAAGGUUAACAACGUGGCCGCAAAGAUGGUGCACGAAUGAGCUGUCAUACUUGGCUUACAAGCGUAGCGAAUGAGAACACUUACGACCCUUCAUGUAAAUUAUAUCCAUCGCUUGAAUUUUGCAAAGGUUAAAGAC
Messenger RNA from Aspergillus wentii DTO 134E9, 1193 nucleotides. Its product is annotated as carbon-nitrogen hydrolase family protein. The transcript has 4 exons. Gene Ontology annotation, molecular function: catalytic activity. NCBI's taxonomy places the organism in Eukaryota, Fungi, Ascomycota, Eurotiomycetes, Eurotiales, Aspergillaceae. The record is from RefSeq and is a predicted model, not a curated record. Bases 141 to 1097 code for a protein of 318 amino acids.